UUGAUUGCGUGUUCACCACAAGCACUGUGUGAUUAAUGCAGGCUUGGUUCCUUGCCAAAGGUUUAUAUUUGGUGUUUGAACAUCUUAACACCUCCUGCUUUAUUGCCAGAAAGAGUAAAACACUAUUAUUGUUUUUUCAUCCUUUUUGGCAGAAACAUGUCAUAGAUUUAAACAUAGAUGAGCUUCGUAGUAAUGCGUUUUGUUUUUUUGUAAAAGGGUUGUCUGCGACUCAGUGGGCUGCUAUGAGUGCAGCUAUUCAUUUCCCUAUUUACAAAAGUAGUCAUGAUAAAACAAUGUUGUGGAUGUAAUCCUCAUCAGAACCCCCUGGCGUGAACAAGGCCAACGAUCUCCGACUCUCGUCGUUCACUCCGUCUCUACGGCCGGCUUCUGUGCACCUGACAUGAAGAAGGGCCAUUGCCUGAAACGUCUCCUAUUACAUAUAUUUUUUUUUCCUUUUAAAACCACACCGCAACACAUACACGCGGUGUUGUUCUUCACGAAUCUGUCGCUUUGUUGCUGUGUGUUUCGUGCUUAGUGUCACUCGUCCCAUUCAAAACGUCGCGACUCGGCUCGACCGCGCUUAGACUGCCGCAGCAAAAUGACGUCGGGGUCUCGAAGUCGACGGACGGUUGCGAUGAGGAAGCGCGCGCCUCCAGUCGCCACCCAAGCGUGGCAGCAGCAGCAGACUCAGGGCCAGGUCUCUUAGCAAGUCUCCAUAGCGACGGCCACGAGGCAUUCAACAAUCACGGUGCCGGGCAAGGUGACUCAAGCGCGCCUGAGCCAAUUCACGGCGCGCUCCGAGCUACUCACCUCUCCGAGGGAGAUAAGCCAUGGAACUCGGCUUGAGGUCAUCCACUCAGCACAGGAACGCGUCCAGCCGACCCACCAAGUCCAUCCUGUUUCCGGAGGAAGUCAGCUUCAUCAGACAUUUCCCACAGGCGAACCGUAACACACACACAGAGUGGGGGUUUUACGAUCCCCGUGGCUUGGACAAGGUGUGCUACGUCGGGAAGAGAUGCCUUCCUUACCAGUCCUCUGGAACGGAGAGAGCGUGCGGAGUGCGGAACGGCGUCCCGGUGGUGAGUGCGGGCGACAAGGCGUACCGUGCGGUGGAGUACAGCGCCGGCUUCCACCUCCUGGGCUCCACCAGGGCCCCCCCGAGAUUCAGCGCAGGAGUGAAGCACGUGGCUGACACCUUCAUCCCUCUGCAGCCGCCUCCCAGCGUACCUCGCACUCCCUAUCACAAGAAGGCCCAGGAGAUGCAGAGGGCGCUGGAGAUGAUGGAGGUGCAAGCCCUGGACGAGUGGGAGCCCCCGCCGCGAGCGUCCCAUCCCCGCCUUGACGGAGAUCACGAUUGAGCCGGGCCACUCGCUUUGCCAGCCGCUACGCUGGAGGGCAAGCCACGGCCAGCCACGGCAAGCCACGGCAAGCCACGGCAAGCCACGGCAAG
Messenger RNA from Petromyzon marinus (sea lamprey), 1450 nucleotides. It is a transcript of the gene SPATS1, whose product is annotated as spermatogenesis associated serine rich 1. NCBI's taxonomy places the organism in Eukaryota, Metazoa, Chordata, Hyperoartia, Petromyzontiformes, Petromyzontidae. The record is from RefSeq and is a predicted model, not a curated record.